Molecule: messenger RNA, 4299 nt
Organism: Corticium candelabrum
Lineage: Eukaryota; Metazoa; Porifera; Homoscleromorpha; Homosclerophorida; Plakinidae
Exons: 1
Coding region: 1-3963 (1320 amino acids)
Biological process (GO): proteolysis; DNA integration
Molecular function (GO): nucleic acid binding; aspartic-type endopeptidase activity; zinc ion binding
Source: RefSeq, a predicted model, not a curated record
AUGGCGAACUCGACGUUUCCGUUGCCAACGCCUUUCGACUUUACUCAUCCAGAAGACUGGGUGAGGUGGAUCAAACGAUUCGAGCGGUACCGAGAAGCCACAGGGCUGGACAAGAAGGAAGGUCCGACACAAGUCUCUACAUUAGUCUACGCAAUGGGAGAAAAGGCUGAGGACGUACUCACGUUGCUAGCAUUGUCAGGAGAGGAGAUGAAGAGCUAUAGCGAGGUAAAAGUGAAGUUCGAGAGCCACUUCGUAAAGAAGAGAAACAUUAUCUACGAACGAGCUCGUUUCAAUCAGAGAUCCCAAGGAGAGGGUGAGCCAGUAGACGCGUUUAUAACAUCGCUGUAUACUCUAGCUGAGCACUGUCAGUUUGGCGUAUUGCACGAUGAUCUCAUUCGAGAUCGUAUCGUAGUUGGUUUGAGAGACUUGAAACUGUCAGAAAGAUUACAGCUAGACCAUGAACUUACGCUGGAGAAAGCAGUAGUGUCAGCUAGGCAGUCAGAAGCAGUGAAACAACAACAGAAAACGCUACGCAGUCAUUUCUCAGAGGAACCAACGGGCGGCACACUGGGCAAGGAUGUCAGCGCCGUUGAGAAGGGUAAGAAGAAGCCAACAGAGACAAGGACUACAACCAGUUUCAAGGAAACCUGCGGACGGUGUGGGCGUACGCCAGGCCACAACAGGGCUAAUUGUCCCGCACGGGAAGCCAAAUGCUCAAAGUGUCAGAAGAUAGGCCACUAUGGCGCACAAUGCCGUAGUAAGUUCGUCAGUGAAGUCGUUUCUGAUACUGAUAAUACUGAAAAUGGGGUUUUCCUCGGAGCUCUCACUGCGCCUGGUAGUAGUAGUCCUUGGAUGGUCUCACUUUUGAUCAAAAACACACCAGUACAAUUCAAGAUAGACACGGGAGCAGACGUUUCCGUCAUACCGGCAAAACUGUUCUCCAGGUUCAACAAACAGUGGAACACAACCCUUACAGCACCUGAUAGGAAUUUACACGGUCCCAACAAGAACCUACUGGAUGUUACUGGUUAUUUUGUCUGUCGCUUACAAAAGGGAGAAUGCAGUGUAGAGGAUAACGUUUACGUGGUGGAGAACCUCAGUAAUCCUCUUCUGGGACGACCUGCUAUUGAGAAGUUGAACCUACUCUCUAGAAUCGAGUCUGUGCGUUCAGAUAAGCUAGUUCCAUCCAUUGUUACAGAAUACUCAGAUGUUUUUCAAGGGUUGGGAAGCCUUCACGACGAAUAUCACAUAUGCCUGAAAGAGAAUUCCAAGCCAUUUGCCUUGAGCACACCUCGUCGGAUUGCGAUACCCCUCUUGCCUAAAGUCAAGGAAGAAUUGUCUAGAAUGGAAGCACUCGACGUCAUUUCCAAAGUGGAGGGACCGACAGACUGGUGCGCGCCGAUGGUAGUGGUACCCAAGCCUAACGGUACCGUCCGUAUCUGUGUUGACCUGACAAAGCUUAACCAGAGUGUGAGAAGAGAAAGACACAUCCUUCCGUCAGUAGAAGACACAUUAGCACAGCUGGGAAACGCCCAAGUCUUUACGAAACUGGAUGCCAACUCAGGGUUUUGGCAGGUGCGUCUUUCAAAAGCGUCAUCUCCGCUGACUACAUUUAUUACUCCCUUCGGCAGAUACUGUUUUCACCGGCUACCCUUCGGCAUUACGUCGGCGCCCGAACAUUUCCAAAAGAGAAUGUCCCAGAUUUUAGAAGGUCUGGAGAGUGUCGUUUGUAUGGUUGACGACAUACUGGUAUUUGGGGUUAACCAAGAACAACAUGACCAGCGACUUCGACAAGUUCUCACGAAACUUCGCGCAGCUGGAGUUACAUUAAACAAACAGAAGUGCGUCUUUUCAGUCCCGUCAGUGAAGUUCAUUGGACAGAUAGUUAGCCAAGGAGGAAUUCAGCCUGAUCCAGAGAAAGUCAGUGCUAUCACUGAGAUGGCUACCCCAAAGAACGUUGCAGAACUAAGACGGUUUUUGGGAUUAGUCAACCAUCAAGCCAAAUAUGUGAAAGAUCUUUCUGAGAUCACGGAGCCUCUACGUGCGCUCUUACAACAAAAGAGUCACUGGCAUUGGGGUGGACCGCAAAACGAGGCAUUCGAAAGAAUCAAACGAAAGAUUACUACGGUACCAGUUCUUGCUCUGUACCACCCAAACCAGGCAACUAUUCUGUCUGCUGAUGCAUCGUCGUAUGGGUUAGGCGCUGUACUACAACAGCAGCAAUCAGACGGUAAAUAUAAGGCUAUUGCUUAUGCAUCUCGAUCGAUGUCAGAAACAGAGCGUCGCUACGCGCAAAUCGAGAAAGAGGCGUUAGCUGUAACUUGGGCGUCGGAGAGAUUCCAGCAUUACCUGAUUGGAAGAGACUUUACUAUAGAAACGGAUCAUAAACCUCUGGUCCCCCUGCUAGGAUCCAAAGGUUUGGACGAUCUCCCGCCAAGGAUUCAACGGUUUCGAAUGCGUCUUUUCCGAUUUUCGUUUUCUAUACGUCACAUACCGGGGAAAGAGCUUGUCACUGCGGAUGCUUUGUCUCGACAACCAAUCCUAACUCCGAGCAAGGUGGACCAGAUUGUAGAAGAAGAAGUCGAACACUUCACGUCUUUAUUCUCUGAGACAUUACCUGCAUCAGAGAAGAGACUUGAAGAGAUCAAAGUGUUGCAGAAUGAAGAUACAGCUAUUAGUCAAACGAAGACAUAUGUGACAACCGAGUGGCCAAAGUCGCAUCUACUUCAAGGAGAGUCCAGACUUUAUUGGAACCUUCGUAAUGAAUUACAUAUCCACGAUGGACUGCUUCUCAGGGGAUCUAGAAUAGUCAUUCCACCCACAAUGAGAGCAGAAGUGUUACACACGCUCCACGGUAGUCAUCAAGGAGUUUCCAAAUGUAGAGAGAGGGCCAAACAAGCUGUUUGGUGGCCAGGGAUCAGUACACAGAUUGAAGCUUUAGUCGCCAAUUGUGUUACGUGUGCGAGAGAAAGGAGAAAUCCAGCUGAGCCGCUAGUCUACACACCUUUUCCAGCAUACCCAUGGCAGAAAGUUGCUAUGGACCUGUUUGAAUGGCGUGGUCGUCCGUACCUACUAGUGAUUGAUUACUAUUCACGGUAUGUGGAAAUUGCUUUACUUUCAUCUACAACCUCUCCAGCGGUCAUUAACCAUCUGAGGUCUAUCUUCGCUCGGCACGGUUUCCCGGAAAUAGUUGUUUCCGACAAUGGGCCUCAGUUUUCGUCAGAAGCUUUUAGACAGUUUGGAAAGGAGUGCCAAUUUUCACAUGUGACAUCCAGUCCCGGCUUUCCGCAAGCCAACGGCGAGGCAGAACGCGCUGUUCAAACUAUCAAGUCCUUGUUACAGAAGAGAGACGAUCCCUAUAUGGCAUUGCUGUCAUAUAGAUCUACGCCCUUGCACAAUGGAUUCAGUCCAGCGGAGCUCCUAAUGAGCAGGAAGCUUAGAACGAACGUCCCAAUGAUUCCUGACCAACUGAGACCGAGAGUUCCAGAUCUCAGUGCUCUUAGAAAUACUGAAGAGAGAGCAAAGAACAAAAUGAAACAAGAUUUUGACAAACACCAUAAAGCAAAGGAUCUUGCAGUACUCCUACCGGGAACGAAGGUGUGGGUGCCUGAUCAACGCCAGUAUGGCACGGUAGUUGCAUCAGCUAGUCCAAGGUCCUACAUAGUUACCACACCACAAAAGCAAGUCCGUAGGAACAGAAGAAGUCUGAGACCAAUAACCUUAGAAGAAGGAGCUUCACAAACAUCAACAGAGCAGUCUCAAGACGUAACAAAAGAAAGCCAAGUACCUUGUGAAGAUCAACCAGUGUCACGGAGUAGUGUACCUGUUCAGCAAGGGGCAGAGACUUCAGAAAAACCAGACUGUAGUGUACGGGUGCAUGAACCUAGAACGUCUAUUAUGGACAGUCCAGUAAUUACGAGUUCGGGUAGAGUAAGUCGCCCCCCUCAAAGGUUGGACUUAUAAAAGGGGGAGAUGUAGUGGGCGUUCCCCAAUACGGGAUACUAACUACGGGUACGGGCAUGCGUAGUUUUGUCUUGAGUUGUGUUCAGUCAAUAGACCACGUGUCAGCAAUCUCCGUGUUGAACCGCAAUCGCUUGAUACUACAAAAUUCAGUAAUCCGAACAGGUAAGAACGGAGUCUGGUACAGAGCUAUUCGGAUUAGCGAGGCUCUACUGUACCUAGUCUGGGUCGACAACAGCCUUCAUGUCUUUUGCUCAACCCUUCACCAAGGGUCGAGCAACAACUUGACAGUGAAGAGGAAGGGCAAAAGCAGUGGUAAGUAGCUUGAAAAUUUUCCUG